Haliotis rufescens (red abalone) is the source of this 1321-nucleotide messenger RNA. RefSeq lists its product as uncharacterized. The coding region runs from base 64 to 1131 and encodes 355 amino acids. The transcript has 6 exons. Lineage: Eukaryota; Metazoa; Mollusca; Gastropoda; Lepetellida; Haliotidae. The record is from RefSeq and is a predicted model, not a curated record.
GUACUGCGCACUCAUACAAAGCAUCCAACGACGAGAGCAGCAACGUAAACAUAGAGCUUCAAUAUGGGACGACUUAUGGUGUGCUUGGUAUGUGUAAUCCUCGUCCAGCUGACAUAUUGUACCAUAGACUUAACGGUAAACCCGGAAGUGAUCACGCCUACUAAUGUUGUACCUGUCAGAAUCCGGUGUAGACUUAAUUUGCUCUUCUCAGAAGUUGUAAGGGUAUAUUCUAUCAUGAUCAGAAGAAAGGAGACUACGCUUGCUGUGGCAUUUACAGACCGCAAGACUCAGAUGUAUGAUAAAAGAUUGAAGGACAUAGCUGUGGUGAAUUCGUCACUCACAACGCCAGAAGCCUACUUGCAGCUAACAUUGCCCGAUGUGACUUGUGAUGACAUUGGUGAUUACUCGUGCAUUAUGGCCGUCAGAACACAACACUCCAGCAUGAACUCUGGAUCCGUCAGAGUAUAUCUGAAGAUGAAAGGUAACGUAUGUCCAUUCAUGGACAGCCUCGUUCACCCAAGACACAAACACCGACCCGGGGACCUGGUGAGAGUAACAUGCUUCAUGCUGAUGAAACAUGAAACAUCAGGUUGGAUCUGGUCCUCAGCAGAUAAUGACACAGUUGUCAGGUCCCGAGAAGAAUGUGCCUCAGAAGGCGAGAUGUUCAAUUGUUCAAGCGUUCUCCUGCAUCACGUUACGAAGAGCUCAUCUUUGAUCUGUCGACUAAAGAAUUUCUCAAGGAGCGUUCGAAUUGAUGUUACAGGAGAACUUCCCACUACAGAUCCAAGAUCCACGACAUUUUUUGAAGAGGCAAAUAAAGACUAUUUUAGGAUUGGUGAAUUUCCUGAAGAGCACAACACAAUAUCCGAAGGGGACGGCAUGUCGUGGCUCCAGUUUAUGAUCAUGCUUACCUGCCUCGCGUGUGAAGUGAUUUUGGUGGUAAUCCUACAGAAAUAUUGGAAGACCAUAGGUAACAGAAGACACUCUCCGAAUAAGGAAGAUCACACCAGGAACAAGGACAACCUACACCAAUCGAAUUGUCCUAAAUUGUUUAACACAGAACAUAAAGUGAUUACAGGAAAUAUGUACAAACCCCUGAUGUGUUCACAAACUAGUGAAGACAACACGUGAUGUGACCGCCUACGGUGAUGCUUUUCCAUUUCAUUUAUUUUUUGUGGUUUAGUGCAGAAAGUGUGUGGAUGUGAGUAUGAAUGAGUGUCUGAAAGAAAUAACUUUUCUUUGUCUUUCUAUAUAUUCGAUAUAUGUAACAGUAUAAACAGUGAUGAUGCCUGUAACAAUAAAAGAUUAUAAGAAAUUAUAA